Prionailurus viverrinus (fishing cat) is the source of this 5895-nucleotide messenger RNA. RefSeq names its product zinc finger protein with KRAB and SCAN domains 5-like. Gene Ontology annotation, biological process: regulation of DNA-templated transcription. Bases 1265 to 5134 code for a protein of 1289 amino acids. The transcript has 14 exons. The record is from RefSeq and is a predicted model, not a curated record. NCBI's taxonomy places the organism in Eukaryota, Metazoa, Chordata, Mammalia, Carnivora, Felidae.
CGAACCUGACACAGUGUCAGCAACAGAUGUCAGUGCCCACCCCAGACUUCAUCCCAGGACCCCGGAGGGUGCUGAGGGGCUGCAGUUCUCCACCCUGGAAUCUGCCCGGGGCGCACUUCCCUGCUCACCGGCGAGAAGGAUAAAUUCCACAGCAUGCGAACUUCCAGAAUCGUCUUGAUAUACAAGCUGCCACAGUGCUUUCCAGAAAGGUCGUGCCAGCUUUUACUUUCAUCAUCGGAUCAGCACAGAGUACAAGUGUUAAAAAAAAAAAAAACAAAAAAAAAAAACCUGCUCGUUUUUAUUUUUAUGACUAACAUUUCAGUUAUAUGUUCACUAUAGGAAGCUUGGAAGAUGCACAAAAUGCUAUUUUCUCCCUGCCCUUUCCACUUUCCCUCUGCUUUUAAAGUCUCUAUCUCUCCCUUGUCCUCCUUACUACCUCCUCCUUCAGCUCUAACUUGGCCAGAAGUAGACAGCAUAGGCAAGUAGAAAAGGCCAGAAAGCUACAGGCAAAGCAGGAGGCCUCUACUGCGCUAUUGCAUAGCAUAUCCAGCUGUUUCCAUUUAAAGGGGAUUUAAACUCCAGUUCCUUAUUUUAAGUGCCAGGAGCCCCAUGUAGCUGAUGCUACCAUGUUGGACAGUACAGGGGGAGAGCAUUUCUAACCCCAUAGGAAGUUCUGCUGGGCAGUGCUGGCUACUCCAUCAGGGCAGGAAUCCUGUUCCCCUAGAUGCUCUGUAAACCGUGUAUUGAAUGACUAAAUGAAUGAAGGAUGGAAAUGGAUACUAAGCUAAGUAGGGAAAUGAGAUAUGUUCAUGAUGAGAUAAGGGUUGUGAAGACAGCACAGUGAGCUUGAGGAGACAAGGGUGACGUUCUGAACCAGAGCAUGGUGACACCCUGGUGUGGUGACAGCUGAGCUGGGAUGAGCAUCAGAGAGGAGUGUGGGUGGAACAGUAGGUGCAAAGGCCCUGGGGUGACCAGUGUGUUGUCUUCACAAUGUAGCCUGUGAGGGCCAUGUGUAAGAUCAGGUCAGAAUGAGAUGGGGAGGGCUAAGGUCAAUUCCUUGGGAACUGGAGGUCAGGGCAAGGAGGUGGGGAGCCAAGGGGAGUCCUGAGCAAGGUGAUGGCUACCAUCUGAUGUGGCCACUUUGCGCCUGCCCCUCUCUGCAGGCCCUGACUGCUGACUGCAUCUGCCUGCCGCCACCUGGGUUUGUCUGGAGCUGCUGGGACUAUCCUGGGAUCCAGUUCGCUUGCCCCCGGAGGCCGGAGAGAUGCUCCCGCUGGCCAGAGCCCUCGCCUCCCCCAGGAGUCCCCAGACCCCAGCCCUGAGGGAGCAGGACAGGGCCCCUCAGCUGGCCGGCCCUGGGGAUACUGAGGCCUGGCGCCUGCGUUUCCGACAGUUCCAGUACCGCGUGGCAGGAGGGCCACACCGCGCGCUGGGCCAGCUCUGGAUGCUGUGCCGCCAGUGGCUGCGGCCCGAGGCGCACUCCAAGGAGCAGAUGCUGGAGCUGCUGGUGCUGGAGCAGUUCCUGGGUGCGCUGCCCAGCAAGAUGAGGACCUGGGUGCAGUCGCAGGGCCCUCGCACCUGCAGGGAGGCCGCUAGCCUGGUGGAGGACCUCACACAGAUGUCGCAGCAGGAAGUUCUGGUAUCUCUCACCGACCACCAGGACGGGAGCAUCAGCGAGGAGGAAGACGGGAAGAACCAGAAAGACCCAUGCCAGGCAUCGGAGCUGGGGCUCCCCCAGGAGGGCGAGUGGCUGCAGCCUGCCCAGCCCCAGCGGAGUCCCCACACCAGGGCGGGGGCCGAGGCAUCCUGCACCCUGGGCUCACUCGGGCUUCAGCCUCCCAGCAUGAAGGCAGACAGACUGAGGAUGCUGCAGCAUGGGGUCCCUUCAGCAGCCUGCCCAGGCCUGGGCUGCUUGCCUGUGAAGCCUAGUGUCUGGGAUGAGGCUCCCUGUGGGCAGGUCCGGGACAGAGCCCUCGAAAACAGGCACUGUCUCCCCAGGCUGGCCCAGGACACUCCCCAGGCCGAAGGGAGUGCCUGGCAGGCAGGGGCUGCCCCCAGGGACACUGUGCUUCAGGGCACUGCGGGCCAAGGGCCUGCUCCAGAGAAGCCCCUGCACCUGCGCCCUCAGCCCAGCCUGGUUGCAGACCUCACCCUCCCAAGUGCUCAGAGCAGUAGUCCCCAAAAGGGACUUGGGGACCGUGAUGCCAGCAGCACCCACCUGCCCUUACUCAAAGACACCAAAGCCUCCCCCGAAGAGUCAGGGCGACCGGCUGUUGCCCCCUCCUCCGGGAGCUCAGCGGCGCCGCCAGUCCCCCCAGGGACGCGGCCCUUCGCGUGCGCCGAAUGCGGGGAGGUCUUCACCUGGGUCACCCACUUCAUGGAGCACCAAAAGCGCCACCUGGAAGAGGGGCCCUUCUCGUGUCCUGAGUGCGGCAAAACCUUCCUGCACGCCUCUGUCCUGGGGGAGCAUCGGAAGAUCCACCUGCUGGAGCCGCUGCCCAAGAGGCCCCGCCGGAGCGGGGGCGAAGAGCCAGGAGAGGCCGACCCCCAGGAAGCGCCCUCGGGCCGCCGCGAGCCCUCCGGACGCGAGCGGCCCUUCGAGUGCGGCGUCUGCGGGAAGGCCUUCCCCUGGAUGGUCCACCUCCUCGACCACCAGAAGCUGCACGCCACGCAGCGACUCGGGACACGCCACGUCUCUGGGUGUCGCCGCGCCUGCCGCUUACCCCGAGUGACAGCGACCCACGAAGGGCUCGUCCUGCGGGGCGACCCGGAACCUACCGCGUCCCCCGGGUGUCGCCGCGCCUGCCGCUUACCCCGGGUGUCGCCGCGCCUGCCGCUUACCCCGGGUGACAACGACCCUCUGCGAACUAGUCCAGCGGAGCGACCCAGGACCUGCCACCCCCGCCGCCGCAACCCUCGGGCGACCCGGGACCCGCCGCUUGUCUGGGUGUCGCCACGCCUGCCGCGUUCCUUGGGCGACAGCGACCCCCAGCGCCGCGCUCAGCUGGGCAGUCCGCCGUCUGUGUUCCGCAGGCGACAGAAGAGGAGCUUCGCCAGCGUGCCGGGAAAAUGCCAAGCUGAGGUUUCACUACUGUUGGGUUUGGCCCAGGUGCAGGGCUCCAGGCUCCCACAGCCACAGCCCCUCCUUCCCACACACAGAUGCCGGGGUGUGGGGUUUCUGGCCACCACAGGCACUUGUCCGGUCUCUUGCCUCCCUUCUCCCCCCAGAACCACCUGCAGAGGAGCUGGCUGUUCCUGGAAGAGGCCAGAGGAGGAGGGAAUGACUGCUGGGCUCCUCACUGCCGGGGCCCCGGAGCAAGUGACCUUUGAGGACGUGGUUGUGGACUUCACCCAGGAGGAGUGGGGGCAGCUGGAGCCCGCCCAGAGGACCCUGUACCGCGAUGUGAUGCUGGAGACCUUCAGGCUCCUGGUCUCCGUGGAUUUGGAAACCAGACCCCAAACCAAAGUGUCCACCCCAACUCAAGACAUCACUGAAGGAAUACGUACCAGUGCCCUGGCAGAAAGGUUCCUGUGGGAUAGUCUGUGGUACUCAGAGGGUGACGAUGCAGAGGGCUGCCGCGGACAGAGUCGAGAGAGCCAUGUGGUGAAGACACCCAUGCAGCAGCAGCAGCAGGGGGAUGGGUUUGGGGGAAACUUCAGUCUGAGCCCCCGCUUCCCAACUCAGCCAAUGACUCCAGAAAGGCAAGGCCUCCACAUGCCGGGGACGCGCGGGGGGAGGGGGAAGCCAGACCCAGGGCUCCACGCCGAGCAGAAAACACACGCAAAAGCGAAGCCCUACGAAUGUCAGGCGUGCGGCAAGGCCUUCGGUCACAGCUCGGCACUCCUCGAGCACCACCGAACGCACACGGGAGAGAGGCCUUACGAGUGUCCCGAAUGCGGGAAAGGCUUCCGCAACAGCUCGGCGCUCACCAAACACCAGAGGAUCCACACCGGUGAGAAGCCUUACCGGUGCCCCCAGUGUGGGAAGACCUUCAACCAGAUCGCCCCGCUGGUCCAGCACCAGAGGACCCACACGGGCGAGAAGCCGUACGAGUGCGGCGAGUGCGGCAAGGCCUUCAGCUUCCGCUCGUCCUUCAGCCAGCACGAGCGCACGCACACCGGGGAGAAGCCGUACGAGUGCGGCGAGUGCGGCAAGGCCUUCCGCCAGAGCAUCCACCUCAGCCAGCACGUGCGGGUCCACACCGGGGAGAGGCCGUACCGCUGCGGGGACUGCGGCAAGGCCUUCGGCCACAGCUCGUCCCUGACCAAGCACCAGCGCAUCCACACGGGCGAGAAGCCCUACGAGUGCCUGGAGUGCGGCAAGGCCUUCACGCAGAUCACGCCGCUCGUGCAGCACCAGAGGACGCACACGGGCGAGCGGCCGUACGAGUGCGGCGACUGCGGCAAGGCCUUCAGCCAGAGCACGCUGCUCACCGAGCACCGCAGGAUCCACACGGGCGAGCGGCCCUACGGCUGCAACGAGUGCGGGAAGACCUUCAGCCACAGCUCGUCCCUCAGCCAGCACGAGCGCACGCACACCGGGGAGAAGCCGUACGAGUGCGGCGAGUGCGGCAAGGCCUUCCGCCAGAGCACGCACCUCACCCAGCACCAGAGGGUCCACACCGGGGAGAGGCCGUACGAGUGCGGCGACUGCGGCAAGGCCUUCGGCCACAGCUCGUCCCUGACCAAGCACCAGCGCAUCCACACGGGCGAGAAGCCCUACGAGUGCCGCGAGUGCGGCCGGGCCUUCAGCCAGCUGGCCCCGCUCGUCCAGCACCAGAGGACGCACACGGGCGAGAGGCCGUACGAGUGUAACGCGUGCGGCAGGGCCUUCAGCCAGAGCUCCCUUCUCGUGGAACACCAGAGGAUCCACACCAAGGAAAAGCCCUACGGCUGCAAUGAGUGCGGAAAAUCCUUCAGUCACAGCUCAUCGCUCAGCCAGCACGAGCGCACGCACACCGGGGAGAAGCCCUACGAGUGUCAGGACUGUGGGAAAUCGUUCAGGCAGAGCACCCACCUCACGCAGCACCGGCGGAUCCACACGGGAGAGAAGCCAUAUGAGUGCAGGGACUGCGGGAAGGCCUUCACACACAGCUCAUCCCUCACCAAGCACCAGAGAACUCAUACUGGGUAGGCCCGCCUCCCAUUUGCUCGGACCUGGAAAAGCCUUAAGUCAUAGCUCAUCCCCUACCAGACUUGACCCCAUCAUUCCUAACGGAAACAAUACAAAUAUAUGCAUACGCAAGCCUUCCCGCACCCUUAGAGAGGAAUGAAAGAAAUGAUUGUGGGAAUACCGAGCUCUAGGUCAUCCGUCGCCGGAUAUCGGCCCGUCCAAACAGUGGUAGGAAGUGUGGAGUUGAGGACCUUCAGUCAUGAGUGACCGCUAAUGCUACAUCAGAGAACCUACAAAAGAGAAAAAUGGGGGGCGUGGGGGAAUGUAGUGGAUCUGGGGAUGGCUUCUGUCCAAGGAUUCACACUAUUCCAAACCAGAGGUUUGCAAAGUGGUGAGGAACCCGACAAAUGCUUUUCAUAUGCAGGAACCACACGCAGAAUUUAUCAUUAUUGCACAUUACGUUCUUUGGGGUGCUUAUGAAUGGUGCAAGGCGACUAUGAAUUUCUCUACAGGUGACUCACAGGCAUUAGAAACACAUGUUGAGGAUUCACAAAAAGGAAGAUUUUUUUUUUCCCCUUUGUUAAGCCACCAUCUUCUGAACAACAGCACCUCCACAUUGGAACCUUAUGUUUUGCAAGGUUUCUCCCUCUUGAGAAAUGUACAAGUUAAUCUUCUCUUGACUGUUUUUCAUGGAGUCCCUUUCCCAGUGUUUUUUAAAAAGCUUUUGUUUUUUGUAUAAUAUAUCUUGAAGGUCCAUAGUAUUAAACUGCGUCCUGAAUUCA